AUGCUUGCUGCACUUGGGCAGGCACAGCUGGAGGACCCACCAGUUCGAAGACUGGCCUUCGCUUGGCGAAUAGGAAGCUGGAGCUCUCGUAAGGGCGUAUUGGCUUGGGCUUCGCUUGCCUGCAGUUCGCGGAACCUUGGCUGCGACACGCGUUUGCAGGCUAGCCAGCAACGCAAGUGCCAGCGCAGUGCUGUACCAUUUCAGUGGUCCUGCUCAAAAGAUCCCGUUGAGCGCUCGAGAGGGGCGAAAUCCCCAGAGAGUGAUGACAGAGAAGUGUUCAGAAAGCCGCAUUCUCCGAGCUCGGAAAGGGACGCUGUUGUUGCAAAAAGCGCGAAAGAGCAGAGGCCUGUCACUCAGACUACGGCAAACGUUGUGGAAGGAGGCCAUAACGAAGAGCGCAACGACCGCGGCGCGCCCGCUGACUCGCUCGCAGCACUUCAAGAGGAUUUGCCGCUCAUUCGUCAGAUAUUCGGGGCAGAUACGUUUUUCCCCACAGAGGAUGUUGUUGGGAAACGCGGUGUCGUCUAUCGGGGCAACUUGCGCAAUAAGCCGGAUGAAGUCUACCGGCGCCUUGCUAAGCGACUGGAAUCACUUCUGGGAGAUAGAUAUAUAUUAUCUCUUCUGGAAGGAGAUGAAAACGGAAGAGCAUUCGUUCUAAUCGAACCAAACGGUACCUUGGCAGGAGACAGUACGGCACGGCCCUUCUCGGUGAAGAAGGAGGAUGUGCUCACGAUCAUGCUGGCGCUCUUGUUUUGCAUCCUAACUGGAAUGACCAUUUUUCUAAGGGUAGGCACCAUUCUUGGUCCCGAAUAUGGUGAAAUUCGCCGGAUAACGUUUCAGAAUGGGGUGAAACCUGUUUUCUUCAGCUUUUUUUCAACCUUGAUUGCCGCGCAACUCCUCCAGCGACUCCUCGCGUGGAAAUAUAGAUGUUCCAUUGGGACGCCAAUUCUCCUUCCGAGCCCGCAGCUCGGGAGCUUUGGCUCCGUGUACCAUCUAGACCAAUCGCCUCCCGACCGCAAGGCUCUUUUCGACAUCGCCAUGGCAAGUGGUGGCCUCCCAUUCAUCGUUAGUAUUCUGAUCUUCACCGUUGGUGUGAUCAUGACUUCUUUUGCUGUGGGACUGCCACUCGCAUCUGUCCACGGCUCGUUGAUGAACGUGCGGAAUUUUGUAUACGUACCGGAGCAAUGGAUUUACCGUGAUUCUUUUCUGUUGGGGCUCAUUGCGCGCGCAUUGCUAAGCGUGCAGCCAGUGACGCUGAAUGCGGCAGUUGCUGCAGACCAGCAACUAGCACCGCUCGUUCUGGUGCAUCCGUUAGUUCUCGUCGGUGCGACACUCAUGCAGAUAUCGGCGCUGUCGUUGCUGCCUCUGCGGCAGCUGGAUGGCUGGCGUAUCCUAACAGCCAUCUUCGGCAGACGAGCGGCGAGUCUGCUUUCGCGCUUCACCGUGCUCUAUCUUCUAAUCGGGGCAGCGAGGUAUCCUUAUCUGCUCUUAUUUCUAACCGUGAUUCCGUUCGGGCCGUGGAAACUCGAUCGCCAGUGUCGGAAUGAAAUAUCGGAAACAGAUCGUAUUCGUCAGAUUGUAGGCUACAUUGUAAUCGUGAUCAUGAUCUUUGCAAUGUGCCCCUAUUCGAAGUAG
This is a messenger RNA of Cyanidioschyzon merolae strain 10D, 1635 nucleotides long. RefSeq lists its product as hypothetical. The record is from RefSeq and is a predicted model, not a curated record. Lineage: Eukaryota; Rhodophyta; Bangiophyceae; Cyanidiales; Cyanidiaceae. The transcript has a single exon. The coding region runs from base 1 to 1635 and encodes 544 amino acids.